This is a messenger RNA of Pan troglodytes (chimpanzee), 3313 nucleotides long. RefSeq names its product nanos C2HC-type zinc finger 3 (gene NANOS3). The record is from RefSeq and is a predicted model, not a curated record. Lineage: Eukaryota; Metazoa; Chordata; Mammalia; Primates; Hominidae. The transcript has 2 exons. The coding region runs from base 2463 to 3059 and encodes 198 amino acids. Gene Ontology annotation, molecular function: RNA binding; zinc ion binding.
CUGAGGCCUGGAAUUGCCAUCCUCCUGCCGGUGACUCUGACCUUCCAGAUCUAGGGGGGCCUGGGGAGCCCCCAAUCCAGCCUGGGCACGUCCCCUCCCCUAGGCCACAGCCGAGGUCACAAUCAACAUUCAUUGUUGUCGGUGGGUUGUGAGGACCGAGGCCAGACCCACCGGGGGAUGAAUGUCACUGUGGCUGGGCCAGACAUGGCUUAAGGGGAAUGGGGACUGGGGACAGGACCCCCCACCGCCACAGUCACUCAGCCUGUUUUUUGCCCUGACCCCAACCACUCCUCUUUGGAGAGGAGAGCUGGUGUCUGGAAUCUGGAUGGACUCUGGCUGGAUUUGGGAUUAAAUAUUAGAGGGUUGGGGGUAAACAGGCUGGGGCAGGGCAGCUAAAAUCCCCCCCCACUUUUUGUUUUUAAGACAGAGUCUCACUCUGUUGCCUAGGCUGGAGUGCAGUGGCCCAAUCUCAGCUCACUGCAACCUCUGCCUCCAGGGUUUGAGUGAUUCUCUGGCCUCAGCCUCCCAAGUAGCUGGGAUUACAGGCAUCUGCCACCACGGUGGGCUAAUUUUUGUAUUUUUAGUAGAGACGAGAUUUCACUGUGUUGGCCAGGCUGGUCUCAAACUCCUGACCUCAAGUAAUCCUCCCACCUCGGCCUCCCAAAGUGCUGGGAUUACAGGCAUUAGCCACCUUGCCUGGCCUAAAACCCCUUUCUGAAAUGUGGGUGGUAAGUUCUGCUCCGUGGAGUGCUCCAUAGUUUUUUUAAAUUAGAGACAGGAUCUCGCUCUUGUCACCCAGGCUGGAGUGCAAUGGUGUGACCUUAGCUCACUGCAGCCUCUAAUAACUGGAGUCAAGCGUUGAUCCUCCCGCCUCAGCCUCCCCAGUAGCCGGAACCACGGGCACGCGCCACCACACCCAGCUUAUUUCGAAAAAGUGUUUUUGUAGGAACAGGGUCUCAAAACGUUGCCCAGGCUGGUCUCCAACUCCUAGGUUCAAGCAAUCCUCCUCGGCCUCUCAAAAUGAGCCACAGUGCCUGGCCAAUAAAAGUUUCUUAAAUGAAUGGAUGGGUGGAUGAGCUGUGUAAGCGGCACAGCGUCUCUCCUGUGUCCAAGUCCUGAGCACACCCUACCCUCCUGGGACUGAGCUCAGAUCUCAUCUGGGGGAGGACAUUGAAGACCUGUAGGUACUAGGGGUCCCCUCCUAACAGCCCAACUUGGUAUCCCCCACCUCCCAACUCCAGAGGGUUCUUUCUCACCCCUCUGCAGCCCCCGCCAGGAAAGGGCUCCCUCCCCAGCACCUAGCCUCAGGGGGCCCCAGUAACUAGAAGAAGGAGGCAGAUGUGGUGCUUUUUGUUGUUGUUGUUGUUGUUUUGUUGUUUUGAGACAGAGUCUUACUCUGUUUCCCAGGCUGGAGUGCAGUGGCUUGAUCUUGGCUCACCGCAACCUCUGCCUCCUGGGUUCAAGCAAUUCUUCUGCCUCAGCCUCCUGAGUAGCUGGGAUCACAGGCACCCGCCACCAUGCCCAGCUAAUUUUGUGUGUGUGUGUGUAUUUUUAGUAGAGACAGGGUUUCACCAUGUUAGCCAGGCUGGUCUCGAACUCUUGACCUCAGGUGAUCCGCCUGUAUUGGCCUCCCAAACUGUUGGGAUUACAGGCAUGAGCCACCACUCCCUGGCCUGGUGCAUGUCUUUAUAAAUAACUGGAUGGGCAGGUGGCUUCACACCUCAGUUUGCUCAUCCAUUCAAUGGGGGUUCCACUAAGACAACCGAUGUGAAAACUCUUGGAGGGAGACCAGAGCUGGGGGCCGGGGGACAUGAUCCUUCCCCCCUACCCCCGCAACCAGCCCAUGAGCCUGGGACUACCACACUCCUUUCAGAGACAGCUGGAGCAUCAGCAACUUCCCCCCUGGAUACACACACACACAAAGAGCCCAGGGGCACCUGGCCACUCCCCCGCCCAGGGGAAGGAAGAAAAAGUUAUAAAGAAGUUACUAAGUUAACUUCUUUAAGUUACUGGUAACUGCUAGUCUUUGGGGGUGGGGUUUCCAACCCAUUCUCCCCAUCCUCCAGUGGGGCUGGAGGGCUAAGGACUCCUACAAGGAGGGGAGGCAGGGUAGCCCCCCAAUUCCCUGGAGGUGUGUACGUGGGGGUGUGGUGCACAUCGCAGGAUGCCCCCACACACACCCUGUGUCCUGUAGUCCCCCGGCACAGCCAGAGGCCAUACAGCCCUUUAGGAGGAGUAUUAGUGGGGCACCAGGCCCCCCUGUGACAAUAAGGAACCUCCCACAGCCUGCUCCUCCCUCUUCACACCCCCUUGGAGGUAAAAGGAGGGUCGGCCAGCACAGACUCCCAGGCUCCAGAGAGGGGAAGGAAGGGGCAGCAGAGAGGGGUCAGAAGGAGGGAGCUUAAGCCAGGCAGGGUUACUUGUCUCUGUGACUCCUUCCGCCUGGCACAUGCUGCCCAGCUAUGGGGACCUUUGACCUGUGGACAGAUUACCUGGGUUUGGCACACCUGGUUAGGGCUCUGAGUGGGAAAGAGGGUCCUGAAACCAGGCUGAGCCCCCAGCCAGAGCCAGAGCCAAUGCUGGAGCCGGUGUCAGCGCCGGAGCCGGUGUCAGCCCUGGAGCCGAUGCCAGUGCCGGAGUCGGUGCCAGUGCCGGGACCCAAGGAUCAGAAGCGCAGCCUGGAGUCCUCGCCAGCUCCCGAACGCCUGUGCUCUUUCUGCAAACACAACGGCGAGUCCCGGGCCAUCUACCAGUCCCACGUGCUGAAGGACGAGGCUGGCAGGGUCCUGUGUCCCAUCCUGCGGGACUACGUGUGUCCCCAGUGCGGCGCCACGCGUGAGCGCGCCCACACCCGACGCUUCUGCCCACUUACUGGCCAGGGCUACACCUCCGUCUACAGCCACACCACCCGAAACUCGGCAGGCAAGAAGCUGGUCCGGCCUGACAAGGCGAAGACACAGGACACAGGCCACCGCCGAGGAGGAGGAGGAGGAGCAGGUUUCAGAGGUGCCGGGAAGUCUGAGCCUUCGCCCUCCUGCUCUCCCUCCAUGUCCACCUAGGAGGCUGCCUACACCUGGGUAAGGGCACCCGGGCUCGGCUGGAUUUCCAGGAAGACCCACCCUAUGACGACUGCCCCCACUCCCAGACCCUCCCCCCAGCCUGGGAUUGAGCCCUGGGGAUGACCCGGGGUUGGCAAGGGAAGAGCUGAAAUCGCCCUGUCCUUGGGGACCCCACCCUUUGUGCCAUCUGCCGUCUCCCUAGUACUGGGCAUCCAGUCAGCCCUCAAUAAAUGCUUAUGAAUGGAUCAACAACA